GUCUUGGCGUAUCGAGGCCGAAUGAUACAAUGGACUAGGAACUAGUCAUGUCUGUCGCGUGGAUCUCGCUGUGAAAGGAGACCGCACAAGCAUGUGCGACAACAUAAGUGGCAACCCGUUCGCCGGGCUGUUCUCCACGGACAAUGAUGCUGUCUCAUUCUCCUCGCAGCGUCACGCCGUCGGCGGCGAGGCCGAGGACGCAGGCCGCGCGACCGAGGACGAGCGCGAGCCUCGCGCGAUGGAGCCGCCGGCGGACCUCGGCGACAAGGUCGACCGACUGAUGGCGCAUGUAUUUGGCUUGACGCUGCGUCGAGACGGCGACAGCCGCGCGCCGGCCUCCUUGGUGUUCGUCGACGCCGACUCGAUGGAGCACGCCGUCUUCGAGCGCCUGAUGCUGCCGGACCCCAGGGCCGAGGCACGGGACAUCGACGGCCACGUUGUUCAGACGCAGGUCAUAACCUACCUCUACGAGUGCUACUGCCGUUUAAAGCGCUACCGAGCAAACGACGGCCUUGAGGACACCGUGAGAGACGCAUGUCAAAUCGUACUGCGAAACGCCAACACGGCCUUGCAGGAACCGGAUUUGUUUCAGUACCAGGAGGUUCACAGCCAGUUUGUUGCUUUAUUUACGGAUGAUGUUACGUCAAAGUUGGAAUUAUCGUUGUUCGUCAGUGGCAUAGUAGAGGAAUUAAUAGCGGCGAAUCGAGAGAGUGAUGUAGAGGAUAUAAUUGCCAGGUCGUUCUCUCCGCUCCUUGACAUUGUCCAGAAGGAGGCAGCGGAGAGCAAUCUCUUCACCUUCCGCCAACAGUGGUUCGCUCUACUCAACACAUUUUCCACCAUCGAGCCGCUGGCAAAAUUAAUUAUUUGCCAUAGCACGCCAAAGAAAAGUCAGGGUUGCGCGUACUCGGACACGCUACUGGGUGUGCUGUUCAGCAUAAGCUGUUUACCGAAAACUGCCAAGGACCCGUACGAUCUCUUCGACAAGCCUCUACGGCAACCGAAUACGAUCAUGGAAGGCACCAUCUGGACAGCCAUGGAUAGUCUGAGCGACGCUCUGCACAAGGUUUUCCAUUCCUUGCUGAAAUGUUCCACGGAGCUUCGCCAUUUAACCCUGCAAUGGUUGGGCAACUGCCUUCAUGCGAAUGCAAAUAGAGGAAAGCUUUGGAACUCUCACAUGGAGAUGGGAUUACUGGGAGUGCUGUGCGUGUCGGAUGGCUUUAUGUUGAACAUAGGCAAUGUAUUGUUGCGCCUCUGUCAGCCGUUUUGCGCUAAGUUGAAUGACGCCAAAGUACCGAGGAUUGAUCCCACGUACUGCAGCGCCGAGGCAAAGGACGAAGCUGAGAGCCUACAACGUGGUAUACAUAUGAAAGGAUUGAGCUCGGAGACGUGUCUGAUACCAACCCCAGAAGGCGAGAGUCGGCCAACGUCAGAGUCAUUCGGAUUUGUAACGGAAUGCUUCUUCCUUACGCAUCGUGCAUUAGAUCUCGGUUACAGAGUUAUCCUGGACAAGUUUCUAAAAACAAAUCAAGAUUUGGCCAGGAUACAGAGAGCUUACAACGAUGCACGAACUGGUGGCAGUUCAGAGCUGCUAGAGCUCAUAACGCAACGAAUGGAGGGCGAGAUGAUCAAGUAUCUGUCUCUCAAAGCGAGUCUGUUGGUGCCGGAGAUGUUGAAACACUUGGCGAAAUUUCACGCAAUAACGGCAUUCUGGUUGAUACAAGUCAAUUUGCACGUUGUAACUGAAGAAGAGGACAAGGAGAAUUUUGCGCCGCAACAAUAUAUGCCUGUUACAUUCCCGUUAUCAGAAACUGUUCCAAUUACACUAAGAUGCAUUCCUGAGUUCGUGGUGGAGAAUACCAUUGGAUUCUUGUGUUUCUUACGUCGCCUGAGUCCAAACACAUUCGAGGAGCAGGGUCCGAGUUUUCUGAAUCCGAUCCUGACGGAGAUUAUAGUUUUGAUGGAGUCUCAGCAUCGCCUGUACAAUCCGCAUCUGCGCGCGCGCUUAGCCGAGAGCCUGGAGGCGCUUUUGCCGAUUGCCGACGAGAACGUAGCUGCGACAACGCCAAACCUAGGAACAUUCCACAGGGAACAGCUAUUCCUCACACAUCCGCACAGGCAGCAGAUCAUUGUCAACUUGCUGCAUGUGUUUGUAAGCAUCGAGAUGACUGGGCAGAGUGUACAAUUUGAACAAAAAUUCAACUACCGUCGUCCAAUGUACAUUGUUAUGGAUUACUUGUGGAAACUCGCCGAGCAUCGUAAUAACUUUACUACUUUAGCUCAAGAAGCGGAAAGCAACAUGGAAGCGGUUCAGCCGCCUCUGUUCCUGCGUUUCAUCAAUCUAUUAAUGAAUGAUGCUGUAUUUCUCUUGGACGAAGCCUUAUCAAAUAUGGCACAGUUGAGGCAAAUGAUUCAGGCUAGGGAAAGCGGAGAAUGGAAUAAAUUGCCACCAAACGAACGCGAGCAACAGGCGGCAUAUCUUCAGCAUAUCGGUAUGAUUGCUCGCUUUGACAAUAUUCUAGGUAGAAAAACUAUACAGGCGAUAAAAAUGUUGACCACCGAAAUCAAGUCAAUCUUCUGCCACCCAACCAUGGUGGACCGUAUCGCUUCCAUGCUCAAUUACUUGUUACUGCAACUGGUAGGACCGAAUAAAAAAAAUCUCAAGGUGAACGAUCAAAAGGAGUAUGCGUUCAAUCCUGCAAAUUUGGUGUUGAAUAUAUGCGAGAUUUACAUUAAUCUAAGUAAAAGCGAAAGCUUUACACUAGCUGUGUCUCAAGACGGACGUUCUUACAGUCAAGAACUGUUUAAACUUGCGGACAAUGUGCUCGUUCGUAUUGGUGGCGUGGGAAUCUUGGGCGAUUUGGAUCAAUUUGCGAAAAGCGUGGAGGAGGCCGCAAAUCAAAAGCGCGAGGAAGACGAGAUCUUGAUAGGCGUUCCUGACGAAUUUCUAGAUCCAAUUAUGUCGACUGUCAUGACGGAUCCUGUUAUCUUGCCAUCGUCGAAAAUAACGAUCGAUCGUCAAACUAUAGCAAGACAUUUGCUGAGCGAUCAAACUGACCCUUUCAAUCGGUCUCCACUUACCAUGGACAUGGUAAAAUCGAAUGUUGAACUUGAGCAAAAGAUAAAAGAGUGGAUCUCGCAGAAAAAACUGGAGAAGGCGUUAAGGACUGGUGCAUAAUUUGUUGUCAAUUAUAUCACGAUGGAACACUAUGGAAUUGUAUGUUAUUACAAAUGCGACAACUAUGCUACAGUAAGUUCAGAUUUGUGGCAAUCUGUGAAACGGGAAAUACGUAUUUCAUCGCAUCGUUUCAUCGGAAUUUUACUACUCGCUGACGUUUGAUUUGCCUAAAGUGGCAAAUAAAAAAGCAAUUUUGUAUACAUACUUUGCAAUGUAAUUAUGUACAGGGUUAUAGGAUUACGACAGUUAUAUAUCGUAAUGAUUGAUUAAUAAAAUGUUGUAUACAUA
This is a messenger RNA of Vollenhovia emeryi, 3463 nucleotides long. RefSeq names its product ubiquitin conjugation factor E4 A (gene Ube4A). The record is from RefSeq and is a predicted model, not a curated record. The coding region runs from base 92 to 3175 and encodes 1027 amino acids. Gene Ontology annotation, biological process: protein polyubiquitination. Gene Ontology annotation, cellular component: nucleus; ubiquitin ligase complex; cytoplasm. Gene Ontology annotation, molecular function: ubiquitin-ubiquitin ligase activity. Lineage: Eukaryota; Metazoa; Arthropoda; Insecta; Hymenoptera; Formicidae. The transcript has 14 exons.